Molecule: messenger RNA, 726 nt
Organism: Cynocephalus volans (Philippine flying lemur)
Lineage: Eukaryota; Metazoa; Chordata; Mammalia; Dermoptera; Cynocephalidae
Gene: TSPAN19
Product: tetraspanin 19
Exons: 8
Cellular component (GO): plasma membrane
Source: RefSeq, a predicted model, not a curated record
UUACUUUUUAAAUACUUUUUAAAUCUCAUUAAUGGAGCUUUCUUGGUUCUUGGACUUUUAUUCAUGGGAUUUGGUGCAUGGCUUUUAUUAGAUAGAAAUAAUAUUUUAACAGCUUUGGGUGAAAACAAUCACUUCGUAGUAUAUAUUUCUCAACUUUUGAUUGGAAUGGGAUCUGCUACUGUUCUUCUUUGUGUAUUGGGUUAUUUGGGAAUUCACAACGAAAUCAGAUGGCUCCUGGUUCUGUAUGCAGUACUGUUAACGUGGGCCUUUGGUGUUCAGGUUGUAUUUUCAAUAUUCAUCUUCACAAAGAAAGAGGAGGUUCACCAACUGUGGCAUGAUAAAAUUGAUUUGGUCAUUUCUGAGUAUGGAUAUAGAGAUAAGCCUGAAAACAUACCCGAGUGGACUAUUCUGGAUACUUUACAGAAAACAUUACAGUGUUGUGGCCAACACAAUUACACAGAUUGGAUAAAGAAUAAGAAUAAAGAAAACUCUGAACAGGUGCCAUGUUCUUGCACAAAUUCUACAUUAAGAAAAUGGUUUUGUGAUGAGCCACUGAAUGCAACUUAUCUAGAGGGUUGUGGAAAUAAAAUCAGCAAAUGGUAUGAUGUUAAUGCUUUAACAUUAAUUGGAACUAACUUUGGACUUUUGGCUUUAGAGGUUUUGCAAGUCUCAUUAGCUGUUACUUUCUUGAGACAUAUCAAGAAUAGAAUACAUGCAGAAAUGUAA